UACUCCUGAGAUUCACAACUUUUCGACUUAUUGUUUCGUUACAUCCCGAAUAUUUUGACGCACUUUCACAAACAUUAUGUCGUUGAACAGCGAUAAACCAUCUACAUCGUCUGCUAUUACUACUCCUCCUUCGAAGAAGAAGAAACUGAACAUAAAUCAGACAGUUUUAGUUUCGGGAGAAAGUUCAACAAUUGAACAAUUGUACGUUAAGAGAGAGGACGGAACGUUUGAAGCACUAGAACGAUGUUCCCCUAUUCAGGAAGAAGUUGCGUCAACUAGAUUCCAAUGGGAAACCAACGCAGAAGUUGGCGAGGAUGAAAAGUGGACGCCACCUACACCAAGAUCUCAAGUGGCAUUGGUUUUUGACGCUUUGAAAACGUACCUGAAAUGGGCCGGAGCAGACAAAAAUAUGAAAAGCUCGCCAGAAAUGAAAAAGUUGUUGCGAUCUGGGAAAACGUUGGAAGUCAAUCGACCGAAACUAAAAUGAACGUCACUUUUAAAGAUGGAAGGAUCAGUUACGAGAACGUAAUAAUCUGCAAGGACGAGUA
This is a messenger RNA of Folsomia candida, 548 nucleotides long. RefSeq lists its product as uncharacterized. Bases 77 to 487 code for a protein of 136 amino acids. Lineage: Eukaryota; Metazoa; Arthropoda; Collembola; Entomobryomorpha; Isotomidae. The transcript has 3 exons. The record is from RefSeq and is a predicted model, not a curated record.